UUUGUUUUGCUUAUCCUGCUUUCUUCCUGUAAAAUUAAACGGCAUUGGGUGACCAGAGUUCCUUUCAAACGAUAAAAAAUCAUGAAAAAUUUUGCCACAAUCGAUAAUAAAUCGAUUAUUUAAAUUGUUCAAAACGAUAUUUCUUAACGCGAGAAAAUAUACAAAAAAGAAAUAUAUAAAUGAAAUGGAAGUUAAUUUAGAAAGAAUUGCUGUCGCAAUAGCGAAUGAAGCUAGAACAGAAGGUGAUUGUAAACCCAUAUUAACCAAAACUAGUGGGGCCGAGAUGCAAGUGCCAACAUCAAUGGUAAAUCAAGACACCACAUCUACGACAUCUUCCAAGGCCCUGAAGCGGUGUUUAAGUGUCCCAAUACCACGAUCGCAACCAACAUCCAGGGAAGUAUCCCCGGCACCAGUUUUCAAUAUAUUUGCACCACGCGGACGCCGAUAUUCAGCUAGUUAUAGUCCAGCUAGGGGUAUGGGUGCAGCCGGAGGAUCAUCAACCAGUAAUGCAGGAAAUAAUGGACAAUCUUCAAGGUGUGUAACACCACGCAUUUCACAGCUAAGACAAGAAGAAUGUGUUGAUGGUUUGAAUUCUCGCGAGGUAAAUCAUGAACGUGAGGUACAUAGUGCCAUACAGAUAUCACAGAGUUGGGAGGAUUUGUCAUUGGUUGCUGAGAAUUGGUCCUGCAAGUCAACCGAAGAGCUUUCAAAUCCUCUGCAAGUUGUUGUGGGUGGUGUUUUGAGCGGCAAUGGCAGUGGUGGUUGCUCUAGCCCCAGUCCCACCAAUAAUCGUGCCAAUUUACGUCUUCCAUAUGGUUUAUCGCCAUCACCCACGCGGCGUAGCACCACAUUUGCUACACGUCGUUCUAUGUCUCCCAUAGCUAUACGACCAUCGCAGUUGGGUCCUGUCAAAAGAAAAUUUGAAUUAGACGAUACUGCACCUACAACGAGUAGCAGCACUUGGAAUUCAAUAUAUUCCCAGCCACCUAGCAAAAAAAUGUUUUGCGAGAGUCGAGGAUCUUCUCCUAUAUGCCAAUCGCCCUCAGGUUCGGUGUGUCCCAGUCCAGAUUCUGGAACGGGCACCUAUGAUGGUCGCCUAACACCAAAGUUGUUGAUAUCCAAAUUAUAUACCCACAAUGCCACAAGUAUGAAUGCCAACAACAAUACAAACUCUUCGGCCUGUUCUUCGCCCAUGUCAGCUUCUUCCUAUGGUGGGGAUGUUAUUGAAACGGCCUCCACAGUAUCAACACAUUUGUGCUCCUCCUCAUCGUCAUCGUCAUCAUCAUCAAAUUCAUCGUCCUCCAUUGCUAUUUCGACAGCCUCAAGCAAUAGUGAGCCCAUGUCUUUGGGUAGCAUUGACGAAGGCAUUUCACUUAAUGAUAAAAUACUGGAGGAAGGCUCAAUGUCAACCACUCACACCAUAACACCCGCUAUACAGGAUGAGUCUACACUCAUGGAUAUAAUAAAACCAGCUAUGGAUGAAGAAUGUAACAAUAUGAUAAUAGAAAAUGCAUGUGUAGCAACUGUUAUGGAUGAUAAAAUGUAAGAUUUCCUUGGUCGAAAUUGUGGAAAAUUUUAAAAAAUUCGAAAUGUAAGCGUUAGCUUUUAGUUAGAAUUUAAAGUAAAUUUUGGACUAUGUGCUUGGUAAGAACAAAAACACAACAACAACGAGACACUUAAAUGUAAUCGUCAUAUUCACCAUUUGCUUUAUUCUUGUAGCAAAUUAAAAAAAAGGAAAACGCCAAAAAUUGGCUACGAAAUGUUUGGAAAAACAAGUGUUUUUAUGCAUAGAUAAAAAUAGGUCCUCUAUAUAAAACAUCGGGAGAUGGGCACACAAACUAUCGAAACUAAAAGGCACCCAAAAUUUUUAGAUUAUCGCUUUCAGCCUUUCUACCAUUUAAUUAAGUAGUUAUAAUACAUAUAUGGGGACUAUUGAAAGCAGAUAUAUGUAUGGGUAUUUCUCCUCGUUUGAAAUUAUUUAAAAAAAAAAACUAAUAUCCCCUCUGCAUUAUACCAAAAUUAUCAUUUACACAGCCUUGUAUAUAUCUGCCUUCCAUACUCCCAACUUCGUUCUUUGAUAUUUAAAUAUACUAAAUAAACUUUAUUUAUAUAUAUAUAGAAAUAUGUAUUUUAGUAAACUAUACAUAGUUCACAUUAGUUUAAACUUCGUUUCUAUUUACACGUUAUUAGUGUGUAAAUGUCGAAUGUAUUAUCAAAAGCAAUCCCUUACCCUUAUCAAUCUACCAAUCUACUAUAACAUACACCACACAUCCAACCAUUAGACUUCAUUUUCAGCUGUGGAAGGAACUCUUCGUUUUGUGUUAGACAUGUUUAUUGUGUGUGUAUGGGUUUUUUUACUUAUCCUAGAUAAAGGAAACCUUUUUGUUAAUUGUAUGGUACGUCUUUGUUUUAAUAUGUUUUGAAAAACGAAAGGAAAGAAAUAGAGUGACAAAAGAUUCCCGUGAUUUAUUUGUAUGUAUUACUUAUAAUAUCUCUACCUACCAACCAACCAACCCCCUGCGCGCUUUACUAAAGUUAUUAAGUUUAUGUUUAGGAAUAUAAUUUAGAAACUAUUUUGCUUAGAUACAAAAUAAAAUAAAAUUUGUCAAAUGUAUAACAAUAACACCAUAUAUAAAACACCAA
This is a messenger RNA of Stomoxys calcitrans (stable fly), 2643 nucleotides long. Its product is annotated as P2R1A-PPP2R2A-interacting phosphatase regulator 1. The transcript has a single exon. Gene Ontology annotation, molecular function: protein serine/threonine phosphatase inhibitor activity. Bases 185 to 1546 code for a protein of 453 amino acids. The record is from RefSeq and is a predicted model, not a curated record. Lineage: Eukaryota; Metazoa; Arthropoda; Insecta; Diptera; Muscidae.